This is a messenger RNA of Miniopterus natalensis, 3633 nucleotides long. It is a transcript of the gene FTO, whose product is annotated as FTO alpha-ketoglutarate dependent dioxygenase. Gene Ontology annotation, biological process: RNA repair; regulation of multicellular organism growth; DNA alkylation repair. Gene Ontology annotation, molecular function: mRNA N6-methyladenosine dioxygenase activity; ferrous iron binding; broad specificity oxidative DNA demethylase activity. Lineage: Eukaryota; Metazoa; Chordata; Mammalia; Chiroptera; Miniopteridae. The record is from RefSeq and is a predicted model, not a curated record.
AGGGAAUCUACAAUUCUGGCGGUGGCGAAGAAGGUUGUGGCGGCAGCAUGAAGCGGACCCCGAGUGCUGAGGAGCGAGAGCGCGAAGCUAAGAAGCUGAGGCUCCUUGAGGAGCUUGAAGACACUUGGCUUCCUUACCUGACCCCCAAAGAUGAUGAAUUCUACCAGCAGUGGCAGCUGAAGUACCCGAAACUGAUCCUCCGCGAAGCGGGCGGCGUCCCUGAGGGGCUGCACCGGGAGGUGCGGGAGGCCUUCGCAGCGCUCCGCAAGCACGGCUGCCUGUUCCGGGACCUGGUGCGCAUCCAAGGCAAAGACCUGCUCACCCCGGUCUCGCGCAUCCUCGUCGGCGACCCCGGCUGCACCUACAAGUACCUGAACACCCGGCUCUUCACGGUGCCCUGGCCAGUGAAGGGCUCCAGCGUCAAAUACCACGAGGCGGAGAUCGCCGCUGCUUGUCAGGCCCUCCUCAGGCUCAACCGCUACCUGCAGGCCGAGACCAUCCAGGCGUGGGAGGAGCUCGUGGCCCGAGAAAGGGCCAACAUCGACGACGUGCCCGUGUGCAUUGGCCCCGACUUCCCCGGGGUGGGUAUGGGGGCUUUCGACGGACCCGAUGAGGUGGACAUUAGGAGCAGAGCUGCGUACAACGUGACCUUGCUGAAUUUCAUGGAUCCCCGGAAAAUGCCGUACCUGAAAGAGGAGCCUUACUUUGGCAUGGGCAAGAUGGCAGUGAGCUGGCACCACGACGAAAACCUGGUGGACAGGUCGGCGGUGGCCGUGUACAGUCACAGCUGUGAAGACCCCGACGAGGAGAGUGAGGAUGACCCUCCACUCGAAGGCAGAGAUCCCGAUGUUUGGCACGUUGGUUUCAAGAUCUCCUGGGACAUAGAGACACCUGGCUUGGCGAUACCCCUUCACCAGGGAGACUGCUACUUCAUGCUUGAUGAUCUCAAUGCCACCCACCAACACUGUGUUUUGGCUGGUUUACCACCUCGGUUCAGUUCCACCCACCGUGUGGCAGAGUGCUCGACGGGGACCUUGGAUUAUAUCUUACAGCGCUGCCAGUUGGCUCUGCAGAACAUCCGUGAGGAGGCAGACAGCGGUGAAGUCUCUCUGAAGUCCUUGGAGCCUGCAGUUUUGAAACAAGGAGAAGAAAUCCACAACGAGGUGGAGUUCGAGUGGCUGAGACAGUUCUGGUUCCAAGGCACUCGCUACAGGAAGUGCACCGACUGGUGGCGCGAGCCCAUGGCGCAGCUGGAGGACAUGUGGCGCCGGAUGGAAGGCGUGGCAAAUGGGGUGCUUCAUGAGGUUCGAAGAGAGGCGGUGCCCGUGGGACAAAGGAAUGGAAUCGUGACCGCCAUCCUGGCCUCGCUCACCGAUCGCCAGAACCUGCGGAGGGAGUGGCACGCCAGAUGCCAGUCCCGAGUUGCUCGAACUCUACCCGAGGACCAGAAGCCAGAGUGCCGGCCGUACUGGGAGAAGGGCGACCCCGCGAUGCCGCUGCCCUUCGACCUCUCAGACGUCGUGGCGGAGCUCAGAGGUCUGCUUCUGGAGGCAAAGCCCUAGAAGGAGCGCACGUCCCAGGGGAGGAGGGAGAGAUUUGGGGUUCUCUCCUCCCUCCCCGUCGAGGGCUUCGGCAAGGGCAGUCUGGGGAGACGCGGCCUUGAGACUGCAGGGCCCGGGUCCCAGUUAGGAACAGCUAGGGAACGGAGCCCGUGGAUGUGACAGUGUUGGAAACAGCACAGUGUGGUCAUCUGAUCUGAUGUUAAACAGCCUCCCCCCCCAAUAUUCCCCACUUGCAUUUUUAAUGUGAGCCAUUCAGCUCCCAAGGCCAAGGGAGGUGACAAGGGCGAACCCCGCCUGUGACAAAGCUGAACCUACUUCCUUCUUAAGCCUUUACAGAGACUCAAGGGCAGGUGGCUCUACAACGACCUGGGGGACACAGAACUGAGGGAUGUCCGUCCCAGUUUCUCACCGCACUGCUUCGAGGCUGUGGUGUCCAGUACGGCAGCCGCUAGCUGUGUGUGGCUCCUUAAAUUUUAAUUUGACUUUAAUUGCAGUGAAAACUUCAGCUCCUUGGUUGCACGAGCCACACUUCAGGUGCUGAGUAGCCACGUGUGGCUGCGACCGCUGCCCUGGACAGCCCACAGAGCAUCUUCGUCGGCGGGGAAGGCCCUAGUGGACGACCCCUCCAGACAGAGCUUGGGAGCAGGGCGUGGUCUCCACUUCUCUGUAGCUGCCGUCCUCUCGGGCGCAAUAAAUGAAAGAAACAACUCAUUGGAGAGUAGCCCCUCUCCCUCCUCUGGAAAGACCUAAGGAAAAGCCCGAGGUACGGUCCUGUACUCUGCACACAGGAAUGGAGAGGUGUUGGAAUUAAAAUGAAGUUGACACCCUCCCAUUAGCAAGUUGUCCUGAUCUAAUGAAAGAGACACAGCCCCAUUUACACUGCCUCAUGGAUUUAGCCGGGGUAGCAGGGUUUUUCCCUAUCAUUCCCUCGCUUGCAGGUAAUGACAGGUAAAGUGGAUGACAUCAGAGCAUUAGAGAGGCGACGUAGAGCAGAGGGUGAAACCUGGGCCCCAGUCACAACUCCCACCAGCUUUGUGACCUUUGGCACGUCACUGUGCCUCAGUUUCCUCAUCUGUGUAGUGGGGAUACUUCACCAACUCCCAAGGUGAAGAUUCAGUGAAAUUAUUUAGCUACAGACUUAUUUGAACAAUUUCUGACAUGUAAUUAAAUAUCCAAUAAAAAUAUUAGAAUGAUUCCCUAUCAGUAAGCUGACCCUAUGGAGACAUUUUCCCCUCCCUUCCUCAGUCCUUGUACCAGUUUUGUCUUGUGAGGCCAGCCCAUGUCUCCUGCCCUUUGGUGACCCCUAGAAAUCAUGAGAAAGUUCUCCCUUCUCCCAGCCCGUGGCCUUCUCUGUAACUCUGCAGUAGUUGGAAGGUGAAGAGCAUUUCUGCCCGUUAGAGGCUCCCUGAGGACCAGCUUCUCCUGCCGUGAGAGCCUCUCUGGCUCAAGGUGUGCAUCGCUCACGGGGCUCACGACCACAGGAAGAUCCCGGUAGGCACAGCAGCCAGGAGACUGGGUGUCUCCGACCUUGGGCGAGUUCCCUGAUGCCCUUGAGCCUCGAUGUCCUUGUCAGUAGAGGAGAGGAAGCCCUUUCUCGCAGGGUUUGUGGGUUAAGUGGAGGUGCAUGGGUGAGGAGUGCCUGGCACAGAGAAGUCAUAGACCGGGCACCCUCGGGCCAUCUUGCCUGAGGCUUCAUUUAGCCCCCCUGUGUUGUUCUUUGUUAUAUUUCACAAGGGCCAAUAUUUGAAAAAUUGGGAGAUUUCAUGUAAAAUAAAAACAUGUGCUGUCUCGAGGGUUUGGAAGAUCUGGCAGCCCUGGGCGUGGCCAUGAGCUGAUUGUCUCCUUGCUCUCAGAUGGGUGGGAGCCCUCCAGGCCCCCCACCCCGACUCGCUCCCCCUUCACGUCAGCGCUCCCAGACCUGCCUGCUCGCACCCCUGUAGUAGAAAUAAAUGUUCAGUGCUCACCCAAUGUCCGUGUGUUACUGUCACCCUACUGCCGUGGACUGUUUGUGUUAAUAUGUUGUGUACGUCGGAAGACACUCAUAAACAAUAAAAAUGUUUGGGGGAUGAGA